This is a messenger RNA of Aspergillus nidulans FGSC A4, 2469 nucleotides long. RefSeq names its product crossover junction endodeoxyribonuclease. Bases 1 to 2469 code for a protein of 822 amino acids. Gene Ontology annotation, molecular function: nuclease activity; crossover junction DNA endonuclease activity. The transcript has 3 exons. The record is from RefSeq and is a predicted model, not a curated record. Lineage: Eukaryota; Fungi; Ascomycota; Eurotiomycetes; Eurotiales; Aspergillaceae. Gene Ontology annotation, biological process: DNA repair.
AUGGGUAUCCCGGGGCUAAUCAACGCGCUCGGCCCUGGGGAGCGGAUAUCUCUGUCAAAGUUGGCGAUAAGCCACCUGGAACGGACAUCUCGGCCGAUCAGAAUAGCUGUUGACAUAUCAAUAUGGCUGUUUCAAAUACAAGCCGGCCGCGGUGGCAAGAACCCAGAGCUUCGCACGUUGUUCUUCAGGCUGCUUAAAAUACUGGCCUUGCCAAUUCACCCGCUUUUUGUCUAUGACGGCAAGGAUAAGCCACCCUUCAAGAGGGGGAAAGCUGUCACAGGGCGCAGUUACGGGAAUGCACCGAUCAUCCAACUCUCGAAGAUCCUGAUCGAUUUGUUUAGAUUCCCCCGUCACGAUGCACCAGGUGAAGCGGAAGCGGAGUGCUCAAGGUUGCAGAUGGCCGGAGUCGUGGAUGCGGUCAUGAGCAACGAUGUGGAUGCACUGAUGUUUGGAUCGGGAUUUACUGUCAUGAACUUCUCGAAAGAAGCUGGGAGCGGUGCUGGUGGCGCAACACACGUUACCUCUUAUAGAAUGGGAGACGGCGCGGACUCUAACGUGAAGCUGGAUCGUCCAGGCAUGAUCCUCUUCGCCAUGCUCAGUGGGGGCGACUAUCUACCGUCGGGUGUUCCCAAAUGCGGCAGUAAACUAGCGGCAGAGAUCGCAACGGCGGGAUUCGGGAAAGACCUUUUAGAGGCACUGGAAGCAGACGGGGCUGAGCUUGAAACACGAUUAAACGAGUGGAGAGAAAGGCUGCAGUACGAACUGGAGGAGAACGAGAGCGGCUAUUUUCAGACAAAGCACAAGGCCGUCCGUAUCCCGGAGACGUUCCCUGACAGGACGAUCCUGUCGUACUACGCCAAACCGGUCGUCUCAUCUGAACAGCAGGUUGAGUCUCUGAGGUACCGCUUGCGCAACGCUUGGGACCGAGAAGUGAAUGUUUCCGAAUUGAGACAGUUCACAGCUUAUGCAUUCGAAUGGAACUAUCGUUCAGGGGCGAGAAAGGUCAUUAGACUUUUGGCUGAACCCUUGGUUUCCUACAGACUUCGUCUUGGGCAGCACCCGACAUCCGGCCGGCCCAGGCUAUCCCAUAGCGAUGCGCAGGUCUUACGGAAGGUUUACAAGAGCCGGACGAGCUUCAGCACAGACGGGCAGACUGAGCUGCAAUUUGAGAUGAUCCCUAUCGAUGUUGUCGGGUUGGAUCUGCUAGCCGAGGAGCCAAAUCCUCCGCUCCCUUCGCAGGAAACGACAGCCUCCGGUGAUGAGGAGGACGACGACGGAGAGGGCGAGAAUUUCAUCCCACAAUCACCGAGCAAAACACGAAAGACAAAGCGAUAUGAUCCUUACGCCCCUGAGAAAGUGUGGGUUUUCGAGACAGUUGCAUCUAUAGGCGUUCCACAGGUUGUAGAGAAGUGGAAGAACGAGCAAUCAGCGAAACAGUCCGCAACAAAGAAAACUGUGGCCCGGAAACAAGGUCCUCGAAGACGAAAAGAGCUGGACCCGAGCAUGAAACAAGGUAGUAUUUUGAAAUACGGUACCCUCAAGAAAGGCCGCUCAGGCAUGUCCGAUCACAAAAGCGCACAAUUAUUCGAGGCAGCCGUUUCCACAUCAUCGCCGACAAAGUCACCCCCAUUUUCCAGUCCUGUAACUGGGCUUUGGACUGGGACUGGUACAUAUGGUCUUUCAAAGUCAACUCCUCCGAGACUAAGUCCUCGCAUGGAUGGCUUCGACUACUUGGUCGACCGGUUUGCGUCUUGCGACCUUUCUAAUUCCGGCUCUCCGGUCAAACGUCGCCCAGCCACAACGCCUCCGAAUGCUCGGCGUGCAGCAAUCACUUCCGGCAGCGUGGAGGUAAUCGAGAUUUCAGACACGGAGGAAGAAUAUACGCCUCCUGUCGCCCCGAGAAUCCGCAUGAGUUACUCAAAUACGAGCUAUAGAGAACUCCGCUGUCAUGACUUUUUCUCGCAACGUUAUAGCCCAAGUCCUAAACAAACAAGGCGGUCGGAAGAGCCGGCAUUGCCUGAUAUUGCGCCUCUCGAGCGCGCAAUCUCAUCUCUGCAAUUGGACACGUUUGAAGAGAAUGUCACGAGACUAUCACCUGGGAAGUCAAGAACGAAACCAAAGGAUUUAGAAAGCGCUGCCGAAAAUAUGACUUUCAGCCAAGACGUCCUGGAAGACCCUAUCGAAGACCCUAACUCGAAACACCAGACAUCGCCCCUCGGCAAGAAGAAGAUUCCCAGUAAAGAGAACACUCAUUUCGAAGGAACCUGCCACGGCGUUACUGAUGCUGCUACCCUUAAUAGCAAUGUUCCAACCCAUGCUGAGUCAAUCACCAUACACGACGGAUAUUGGAGUAUAGAUCAAAGAGCUUCAGACGAUGAGGUCGAGGCACCCUGCACAGACCCGGGAGGGUUAAAGAAAGACAAGAAGAAAAAGAAGAGGCUCGCACGAUUACAAGCUACAAUCGGGUAA